Messenger RNA from Osmerus eperlanus (European smelt), 3097 nucleotides. It is a transcript of the gene lingo1b, whose product is annotated as leucine rich repeat and Ig domain containing 1b. The transcript has 2 exons. The record is from RefSeq and is a predicted model, not a curated record. Gene Ontology annotation, molecular function: protein binding. Lineage: Eukaryota; Metazoa; Chordata; Actinopteri; Osmeriformes; Osmeridae. The coding region runs from base 289 to 2157 and encodes 622 amino acids. Gene Ontology annotation, cellular component: plasma membrane.
ACUGGUGCCUCGGUCAGCUAGGUGCAGCAUGUAUGUAAGCGUGUGCAAGCCACCGGAGCCUCUGUUUACAUGUGAGCCUAUCACUGUUGCCGGAUUUAGCGCAUCUGGAGGACAGAGAAAUCUCUCGUGCCCCUCGCCCAGGGACUCUAAUUGUUUUAUCUUUCCUCAGGAAUUCGCUUUUUCCAUUUGAAUCCCUCCCAAUGGCCACUUCAAUCCCUCUCUCCCCCUUCUCUGAUGAAUUUUGGAUUUCCUCUGCAACAUGGAGCAGCUUGAAUUAGAAUUCUCUGCAUGACGAUCCUGGUAAACAGAAGGAUGGUUUCUGGGGAGGCAGGUGGGCACAGCUACCUGGUGGCAUGCUGGCAGCCCAUCCUGGUGCUGAUGCUGGGCACUGUGCUGUCUGGCUCAACCACGGGCUGUCCGUCCCGCUGUGAGUGCAAUGCUCAGGAGCGCUCGGUAGUGUGCCACCGACGGAGACUGGCAACACUUCCUGAAGGCAUACCCAUUGAGACUAGACUACUGGAUCUUAGCAAGAACCGCCUGAGAAGCCUGGGGCCCGAAGAGUUCAUCAGCUACUCUCAGCUAGAGGAGUUGCAGUUGAAUGAGAAUACUAUCUCGUCCAUCGAGCCUGGGGCUUUUAGCAACCUUGUCGGUCUGCGGACUCUAGGACUGCGCACUAACCAUCUCAAGCUCAUUCAGCUGGGAGUCUUCACAGGUCUCAGCAACCUCACCCAACUAGAUAUUAGUGAGAACAACAUUGUGAUCCUGUUGGACUAUAUGUUCCAGGAGCUUUACAAUCUGAAAACCCUGGAAGUAGGUGAUAGUGAUCUGGUUUUCAUUUCACCCAGAGCUUUCCAUGGACUCAGCAAUCUAGAAAGAUUCACCAUGGAGAGAUGCAACCUAACCUCUGUGCCCACGGAGGCCCUGAGCCAUCUGCAAAACCUGCUAUCGCUGCGGCUACGCCAUCUCAGUGUCAAUGUCAUCCGAGAUUACUCCUUCAAGAGGCUGUACCGUCUCAGGGUCUUAGAGAUUUCUCAUUGGCCCUCCCUGGAAACAAUGAUGCCGAAAUGCCUGUAUGGACUAAACAUAACAUCUUUGACCAUCACAAACUGCAAUCUGACUGCAAUCCCCUAUCAAGCCAUCCGACAUCUGGGGCACCUUCGCUUUCUGAACCUGUCCUUUAAUCCCAUUCACAAUGUCGAAGGGAACAAACUGCACAAUCUAAUCAAACUCCAAGCUAUUUACUUGGUGGGAGGGAGAUUAGCAACUAUCGAGCCCUACUCUUUCCGUGGACUGAACCACCUCAGAAUCCUCAACGUAUCCAGCAAUAGCCUGAGCACCCUUGAAGAGUCUGUCUUUCACUCAGUGGGGAAUCUGGAGACCCUGGCUUUAUAUGAUAACCCCCUAUCCUGCGAUUGUCGACUGCUGUGGGUCUUUCGCCGGCGUUGGAGGCUCAACUUCAACCGGCAGCAACCCACCUGCUUUUCACCGAGUGCCGUGCAGGGCAAAGAAUUUAAAGACUUCCCUGAUAUUCUCCCUGCUGAUUACUUCACCUGCCAAAAGUCUAAAAUUCAAGACCACAAAGCCCUACAGAGGCAUGUGGAUGAGGGGACCACUGUGCAUUUCACUUGCCAAGCAGAUGGUGAUCCAGCUCCUGUGAUAAUGUGGCUAUCUCCCAGGAAGCAGUUCAUCACAGCCAAAUCCAUUGGCCGACUUACAGUGUCAGCUGAAGGAACACUAGAGGUCCGCUACGCUCAAAUCCAGGACAACGGUACCUACCUGUGCACUGCGAUCAAUGCAGCUGGAAAUGAUUCAAGACCAGCUCAUCUGCAUGUGCACAGCUACUCCCCAAACUGGCCCCAUCAGCCCAACAAAACGUUUGCCUUCAUUUCUAACCAGCCCAGCGACGAUGGUGCCAACGGAACCCGGACCAUGGUUCCUUUCCCGUUUGAUGUGAAGACUCUGGUUAUAGCCACUACCAUGGGAUUUAUCUCAUUCCUCGGUGUUGUCCUCUUCUGUCUUGUUAUCCUGUUUCUGUGGAGUAGGGGGAAAGGUAACGCAAAGCCAAACAUAGAGAUUGAGUAUGUGCCACGAAAGGCAGACGCCGGUGAAGGCAGUCCUACUGAUGCCCCACGUAAAUUCAACAUGAAAAUGAUGUGAGACUCAGAUAUUGGUAACCUCACUGACUUUAAAGGAGGUUGGAUACAAUAUGCUCUUGCAAUACAUGUUGAAUUGAUGGGAGUUUUAGAACAUACACAGCAGAAAAAGUCUCUUGAGACGAUAUCCAAGACUGUUUUACCUUCAGGGACUGAAUCUUAAGAAGCAAAUGCUGAAUUUAAAGUAUUGGACUUUAUGUCAGUUUUUAUGGGCAAUAGAUAAAUAAGCCAGUCCUGUUGUUUGCUCCUUUGUGUCAGUAAAGGGAGAUUGUCAACCUUAUCUAGCCUUUUGACUAAAUGUAUUUUUCUUGUUCUUUCCAUGUACAUUAAGCAAUGGACAGAGAAGCAUUGGUAAAAAGAAUAGUAGAAAGCACAAAACUUUUCAAAGGUCGCAGUUCAUGGCAAGAGACACAAUAUCAUGAUUGAGACAAGAGCAAGAGUAAAUAAUUAGUUAAUUUAUUUUUCCAAAGUAUUAUGCUUGACAAUCCUAGAAAGUCAAUGACUGAGAUGAUUGAUAAGUAUUGUAUGAUGUACAGUAUUCUGUUAAUUUUUCCAGGUGCAUGUGCAGUAGCACUGUGCUUUCCAAACCCUUGUUUUGUAUAGUCACACAUUCAUACAAAAAACGUUCAUACAUCAUCGUACAAUACUUUUGGCGUUCAUGAUUUGAUGCCUUACGUUUUCUUUAUGUGUUUUCUUGUUUUGAAUUAACUAGAACAGGCUGUUAUAAUGCACAUGCUCAUGUUAAAUGUAUUUUUUAUUUGGUAGAAUAAAAACCCAGCCAUAGUAUUGAAGUUAAUAAUGUGUUAUGGACAGAUGAAAGGCCAAUUAAAAUAUUAGCAUUGUAUACAUUUUGGGUAAUUAUUUUAUGAUAACCUGUGUGUAUGAAAGUGGUGUUCCCAAAAAAUGUGAUGUGUUCAUUCUUUAUGAGAGUAUGUUUCAGGUGA